Messenger RNA from Nezara viridula (southern green stink bug), 3723 nucleotides. NCBI's taxonomy places the organism in Eukaryota, Metazoa, Arthropoda, Insecta, Hemiptera, Pentatomidae. The record is from the annotation of a GenBank genome assembly.
GGAAUUACUUAAUAUUAAAAUAUCAUAUAUUUGAUGAAUAUAAGAAAUUAUGAAAAAAAUAAAAAAGUUUUUUUUUUUUAAAUGAAUUAUGUUAUAAAAAAUAUUUACAAUUGAGGUAUCUUUAUAGAAGAAAAAGUUGAGGACAGUGUACACACCUUAAAUAGUGCUGCCCUCUACUAUCUAAUUUUGACUUGUUUCAGCCAUUUUGUAAACAAAAUUCACCCUGCUAACUUCAGUUCGAUGUCUCUAAUCUGUUGAAGUUUUUUUUUACAUCUUUUCUUUGCGCUCUGUCAGUAUUUGUUGGCCGGCCUUCGAUUGUAGUGUUUUUCUCAUGAAAUUUUCAGUGCUUAUGAAGAACGAUUUAUAUAUGAUUUAAUGAAGGUUUACCGAUCAAUUUAGGUUUUUAUAUUCCAAGAUGCUUAAAGACAAAAGAAAACUUCAUCUUCCAGAUCUUACCUAAGAAAAUUCAUUCAAUUUUAAAUUUGGAGUAUAGCAACAUGUUGCAAACAAGAUUGAACUAAAAAAAUGCUGUCAGUUUUAGAAGAAGAAAGUGAUAUAUAUGAGGUUUUUCCUCCUCAUGUCGAUACAUCCGAAAUUCCUAGUCAACAGGACAGUCCUAGUAGUAGAAAGAUACCCCUGAAAAGUUAUGAAGAAAUAGAUACCCUUUUAGAUUGUGGAAAGAAACGAGAGGUGAAAAUAAUUCUUAGAGAAAACUGUUGGCCGACCCAUAGUACCAUAAGAUCUCAGCUUUGGCCCCGUUUAUGCCAUCAACAUGCUCCUGAUAAAUCCAUGCAAGAAGGUUUUUACUGGGAUUUAGUAAAUCAACUAUUUGGCACCACAGAAUUGCCUGAUAAAGGAAUCUUGUUGCCACAAUUUGUGGAGAAUCAGCAUAAACACUACUAUCACUUGACCAAAGCUGGAAUCAAAGUGGCCGACAGAAUCGUCUGUGUCUUAGGUUUUGCUCUCCCUGAUAUAACAUAUUCGCCUAUGGUCUAUCCUAUAACAGCUCUCCUGCUUCACUUCAUGACUGAAGAGGAAUGCUACAACUGCCUCGCUAGCAUUGUCUCCUCAAAGGAUAUCAUGUUCAUCACACAGACUAAGCAGCUACACGAAGUUACCUGGAGGACAGUCAUGCACAUUUCUAGAAAACAUAUUAAGUCAGCUGCUGUAAGCCUUAGCCGACAAUGUCCAAACUCUAGAUCUGAAAGGAUCUACAUGGACUGGAUUUGGUGGGUAUUGCAAGGUCUUCCUUUUAAUCAUCUGGUUCGUGUUAUGGACACUUACCUUCAUGAAGGAAUCAAGGUGUUCUACAGGAUUUCCAUGGCGAUCCUUGUCCUUUUCCAGAAAUAUACCUCAGAUGUAAAUUCACGCUGGAGCAAAGAGAUACAGGAGAAUGGUAUUGAUUCAGCCUUACACAGUUUCUGUUCACAGAUACCAGUGAGUCCAAGGAAACUGCUAAGGGUGGCGUUUGGUAUCCGAGGCCUAAGCUCCAAGUACAUCCGAAGGGUAUUUGUCAAGACUGAGAUGACUCUUAAAAGCAGGGAAGUGUUGAACGGAAGUCGGCAGCUUCUACGAUCGCGAUCAUCAGAGAAUUUGCCGACCUCCCAGUCACAGAUCAACAUCCAGAUGAUGUCACACACGCUCACGAUACGAGAGCUAUUCACGUUAUGGUCUUGGCUACCAAUGCGCAUUACCAUGUACCAGCCUGUGCUGCUUUAUACUACGGAAGAACAUGGUUGCUCACUGACGACAUUUUAUAUCAGGGUUGAACAACAUGAACCAACUCUACUUAUGAUCAAGACUUGUAACAAUGAGGUUUUUGGAGCUUACUGUUCAUCACGCUGGGUUGAGAGAAAUCAGAAAGAUGAGCGCGGAAAUCGCAAUGCGUACUUUGGUACCGGAGAAACCUUUUUGUUUUCACUGUAUCCAGAGCGAGCCAAGUACCCUUGGGUUGGUAUGGAUGAUGGAAAGUCUGUUCACCAUGCUGCGGAGUUGUUCAUGGCUGCAGACACUAAGAUGAUCACCAUAGGAGGAGGAGAUGGUCAAGCAAUUUGGAUGGAUGAAAACAUUCGGUUUGGAAAAACUGACCGCUGCUUGACCUUCAACAACCCUCCUCUCUGCCAAGGAAGGGACUUUGAAAUCAGGGUCCUCGAAGUCUACGGCUUUGGAACUGCCUAAUACCAUAGCUCUUAGCUCUCAACUUGACUCUUUCACCUCUCUUUAUUUAUUUAGUUUUAUUUAUUUUUAUCUGCUAGUAUUAUAGUAUAUAUCAUCGGUGUUGUGUCUCUCAACCAUACAAAUAUUUUUAACAAAUUAUAUGGUUGGUUUUCAAUUAUAUAAUUUAAUGAAUGUAAGCAAAAAUGAUAUUUAUUUUACAUCAAGUUAUAAUAAUUGUUAUUGUUUAUUGAUUUUAUUAGUUUUUUUAUAUAUAUAUAUUUUGCUUAUUGCAUAUAUACUGUGCAUAUUUGUUGAUAUUCCUAGAAUGCUAACAGUAAUUUUUUAGUAGGAGAUUUUGUUUUUGCGAGUUUAACAUUGAAGUUUUAAUAUUUUAUUUUUGUUAUAUUGAUAAUUGUUAAAUGUGAUCAGAGAAAUGCAGAGCUAUGCUUUGCAUGUUUUAUUUAGUUUUGCCUUUAAAAGAUAAGUUGUUGAUUACUUGUUGGUUUACAUUUACAUGUGUAAGUUGUUUUUGUUCAAGGCUGGCUUCAAACCUUUUACUUUGCACACUACAAUAUUCUCAGUAUUUUAAUGCUUACAUUUAAGAUAUACCAUUUUUGAAUUACUCAGGAUACCAUUUAUACAUACAAUACAAUAAUUAUUGAUAUGUUUAGUAAACUGUCUCUACAAUAUGAAAUAAUUUUUAUAAAUUAUCACCUGUUGAGGUGUUUUAUUAAAAAUUAUAACAAAAAAAAAAAGAAAAGAAAAAUGGACCUUGCAUUAGUUAGGUUUUUAAAUUAAGAAAAAACUUUUUUUUAAUUGAAGUGAAAAGUACCAAAAUGUGAUAUUUUUUUUUUAAUUGCCCAUGGGCUUUGUUAGAAUUUCGGAUAAAAUAUAGAAAUAUUUUUACAUUUACAUUCCAAGUAAGUUUUUAUUGAAAACUUGUAGUGUGCAGUUUAAUCUAAGGUUUUAGCUUGUGAGAUUUUUGAAUAAAAAACAAAACAAAAACAAAUAAAUGAUUGAAAUCAGAUUGUAUCGUGCUAGUCUUACAUUGCAUUUAGGCCUAGUGAGGGUUCUAGUAGUCCUAGUUAUGGGUCUUUGUAAUAUUAUGAGACAUGGUAUUAGUAGCUCAUCAGCUUGCCCCUAUUGGCAUAUUUUAUUUAUGUAUAUAAUUUAUUUUUCUUGUUUUGUUACUUUUCGUUUCUCAAUUUAAAGAACUUACCCAAAAAAGUUGACUGGGAAGAAGAAGAAGAAAAAAAAAAAAAAGAAACAAUAGGGGGAAUGAUGGAUUUGUAAGUUGGUGUUUAAGUUGAAAGAAGAUUUGUGACUUUUGAUGUUGUCCUAGUCAAAUAAAAUAAUGUAAUUUAUUUAAAGUGUGGCCACUAUAAGCAUUAUAAGGAUUGAAUAAUUAACCCGUGCUACUAACCCAAGCGUAUAUACACUUUGUACGUUUCCUCUUUAUCUAUUUAGCGUAUAAGGUUUGUAACAUCGCCUGUAGUCCUGUUAGUUGUGCAGUGUUGUUAGACUGAGAGUUAGCUUUAACUGUUUUAUAUAUAUAUAUAUAUAUAU